Anguilla rostrata (American eel) is the source of this 2735-nucleotide messenger RNA. RefSeq names its product F-box and leucine-rich repeat protein 8 (gene fbxl8). The transcript has 3 exons. The record is from RefSeq and is a predicted model, not a curated record. Gene Ontology annotation, molecular function: protein binding. Gene Ontology annotation, cellular component: SCF ubiquitin ligase complex. Gene Ontology annotation, biological process: SCF-dependent proteasomal ubiquitin-dependent protein catabolic process. Bases 292 to 1413 code for a protein of 373 amino acids. Lineage: Eukaryota; Metazoa; Chordata; Actinopteri; Anguilliformes; Anguillidae.
UACCAUGCAAACGAAUGUGUUUGAGUCACCGAAUUUAUUAUUAAUGACACAUACAUACACAUAGGCACACACUACAGUAAUAAUUCUAAGCAAUCUUAUUGGAUGCGGAGAGCCAGGAGACGUAGUGUGAUUGGUGUAUUUAUCCCAUUGCUCGUUUUCGAUUGGUUUUAGGUGCUAAGUAUGUGGUCUUCUCUGACGUAUAAGGAAAAACUUACGUAGCAACUUGUUCACUGUCCUUGCUUGGAUGCAUGGAAAAUGUUUUGACGUUCCUAGUCAUCCGGCCUGUAACAAAUGGAGUUUCCAGAGGAGGUUCUCGCGCAUAUCUUCUCGUACCUACCGCUAUGGGACAGGUACAGCGCCUCCUUGGUGUGCAAGGCGUGGUCCCAAACUAUGACACACCCCUUUGUUUGGUACUACACCGAAGUCAGGUGUGAGUCUGGGGCAGAGGCCCACGGCCUGCCUCAGUUCUGCCAGUUCCUGAGGCUGGCCCGGCACCUGAAGAUCUCCAUCCGGCACCCGAAGGAGGAGUCCGGGCGCGGCAUGGCGGUCCGGGCGCUGGGUCACGCGGCGGGCGCGGGGAGCCGCCUGAGCGCCCUCCGCAUCUCCUGCACGGGCGAGUUCCCGCUCUUCUACUCCGGCGAGGACGUCCUGCAGGGCAUCAGGGCGGCGUUCCUGAGCGAGGCCGGCGGGCUGUCGCUCCGCGAGGUGGACCUCCGGGAGAUGCCCUUCACCCUCAACGACUCGCUGGUGCUCGACGUGGCCCGCAGGAGCCCCGGCCUGCGCCGGCUCUUCAUCAACAACAAGACCCUGGUGUGCAACGUCACCACGGAGACGCUGCGCGAGGUGCUGGGGCUGUGCCCGCAGCUGUGCGCCCUGGGGGCCUUCUACGCCAGCCUGUCGGAGGAGGUGCUGGGCGAACUCCUCCGCCCGGGCAGGGCGCCCUUCUCCCUGCUGGAGCUGUACUGCGAGAGGUCGGACAAGUACGCGCACGUGAUCUCGGACCGGUUCUGGGAGGCCCUGCGGAGGCGCCACCCGUCGCUGGCGGUCAACGUGGUGCUGAACCACACCCUCCCCGCCAGGAUGUUCCUGAAGAUCCUGCAGCCCAGCCUGCCCGUGAGGGACCUGGACCUGGUGACCUUCACCGACCUGGCGAACGAGCUGGCCUUCGCGGCGGGCAACUACGGCGACACGCUGGAGAGGCUGGUGCUGCAGACGUCGGCCCCCGGCGGCGGGCUGGACUCGGCGCUGGUGGGCGUGGCCGAGCGCUGCGCCCGGCUGAGGGAGGUGCACUGCUACUGCGUGGUGUCGCCGCGGGUGAUCGCCGCCUUCCUGGAGCGCUGCCCCCACCUCUGGAGGUACACGCUCAAAACCACCAAGGAGCGCCACCCCUGGACCUGCACUGUGCUCAAAUAGGAGAGCGGAGGGGAGAGGGAUGGAGGAAGAGGGGAAGAGGGAGAUGCGGUGGAGCGUGUGCAAGGGAUGGGGGAUGGGUAGAGGGGGAGUGCAAGAUGACACUGUUGUUAUUAGUUUAUGAAAGAAUAAGAACCCCAAUUUCUGCAUUUAAUAUAUUCAUAUAUUUAUCAGUUCUGCAAACAAAUAUUUAUUAGUCUAUAUAAAUAUAAAUGUAAACCCCCACACACAUAUCCAGUGAUCACUUUUAUUUUGUCCUUUGUAGCAGGUAAUUCAUUCAGCUGAUAUAUGCCAUGGUUCUCAGUCUCACCAAAGGUGAUGCAGUUCAUUUAAUCAGUUCCCUCUAUUGCAUUGCAUCAUCAAUCAGUGCCAAUGGAAACCUUUUCUUAGCAAGUGGACUUUGACCCACAUGAUAAUCGCUGAUAACUUUGUUUAACCCCUUGUGUCCUGUUUACUUUUUAGCACCUGUGAAACUGUUAGCCUGGGUCAAGUAUACCCGGGACAUUAUUGCGAUUUUAAAGCAAUACAGGAAUAAAAUCAAUGCGAAAUACUCAAUAUAUAAUUAUCUUCAUCUCAAUUCCAAACAUUAUAAACAAUGUAUAUGGUUAAUGGUCGCCAUUCACUUCUGCUAGAUUGCAUUUAACAAUGAAAGUGUCAGUCAUUUUUUGUGAGAAAGAUGUGAUUUAAUUCAGUUUAGCUCUGAAUUACAAACAUUAAAAUACACGUAUAGAGUGGUGUACGUGUAUACCCAUGGCCAAAUUGCAUAUGUAACACCACCUCUGUAGGUUACAAACUUAAACAUGUUAAUUUGCCUUUGAACUGAGGCGGUGUCCCUUGUUACCUUCUGAAUACAAGUGAGAACAAAGUCUAGUGCCAGUUAUUUAUGGUGCCUACCUAUGUCUUGGUUUUAUAUAUUUGUUUAUGAGAAGCUUAACCCUUUAAGGUGUAAAUUUACAAAUACAUGAUUAGAAUGUUCUUAACUGAAUAUUCUAAUGCUGAUGCAACAAUUACUACUGAUAAUUGAAAGCAAUGGAGUUCUAGAACACACUGACUUAGAUUUCUGAAAAAAUAUUCCAAAAAACUACUCGUCAAAGGGAUAAGCAAAGGUCGAGUUUCACCAGCGCUUUAGAUUGGUGAUGAGGUGAGAGAGAGAUGUGGAGCGCUUUAGAUUGGUGAUGAGGUGAGAGAGAGAUGUGGAGAUGGGCCUCUUCCCUUCACCAGGUUUUUUUUGUUGUAUUUUUUCUUCUUUAAAAAUAGUCCGCAAUAUAUUUCUUCAUUUAUAAAUGCACAUUAAAUUAUUCAAUAAAAUGGGUUGAUGCAAAUGG